This is a messenger RNA of Hyla sarda, 2948 nucleotides long. RefSeq names its product solute carrier family 7 member 8 (gene SLC7A8). The record is from RefSeq and is a predicted model, not a curated record. Lineage: Eukaryota; Metazoa; Chordata; Amphibia; Anura; Hylidae. The transcript is spliced from 12 exons. Gene Ontology annotation, cellular component: membrane. Gene Ontology annotation, molecular function: neutral L-amino acid transmembrane transporter activity; L-amino acid transmembrane transporter activity. Bases 280 to 1866 code for a protein of 528 amino acids. Gene Ontology annotation, biological process: amino acid transmembrane transport; neutral amino acid transport.
GCGGCCGGGGACACAGACAGUUGAGGACAGCGGGAAGGCUGGAGCCGCAGGUGUACGGGGAGAGGAGGACGACAGUCUUCUCAAGCACAUACAUGGUGACGGAGACCCCGCGUCAGCACACACGGGCCCGGCACUAGGAUGACACAGCUCUGACACCUGACCGGGCACCGACAUGCUGAAGACUCCCUGAGGGAAGCGACCGGGAGCUGGUGAGGACCGGGGACUUGUGGGUAAAGAACUAUUAGCUUCUUAUAUACAGUUGUCAAUUUGCCAAACAAGAUGGCAGAAGGUGCCCGACUACGGACAAGUGCUGAGAAGAUCCCCGAAGAGCAAGCACAGGAUUCUGGUUCAAGCUCUAGUGCUGGAGGAGGUGGAGUGGCUCUUAAGAAGGAGAUUGGGCUAGUGAGUGCCUGUGGCAUUAUAGUAGGAAAUAUCAUCGGCUCUGGUAUAUUUGUAUCCCCGAAGGGAGUACUUGAAAAUGCUGGUUCAGUGGGUAUGGCUCUAAUUGUGUGGAUUGUCACCGGCGUAAUCACUGCAGUGGGUGCUCUAUGUUAUGCAGAGCUUGGAGUCACCAUACCCAAAUCUGGGGGAGACUAUUCAUAUGUUAAAGACAUCUUUGGUGGACUAGCAGGUUUUCUCCGGCUCUGGAUUGCAGUUUUAGUAAUUUACCCUACAAAUCAAGCAGUCAUUGCAUUGACCUUCUCAAACUAUGUACUACAACCACUCUUCCCAACUUGUUUCGCACCUGAGUCAGGACUUCGUCUGUUGGCAGCUGUCUGUCUAUUGCUGCUUACCUGGGUGAACUGUGCCAGUGUACGAUGGGCCACCAGAGUUCAAGACAUAUUCACAGCUGGCAAGCUGCUUGCAUUGGGACUGAUUAUAAUUAUGGGAUUUGUCCAGAUCUGCAAAGGGGAAUAUUUCUGGCUGGAACCAAAGAAUGCUUUUGAGAAUUUCCAGGAGCCAGACAUUGGCCUCAUUGCACUGGCAUUCCUUCAGGGAUCGUUUGCAUAUGGUGGCUGGAACUUCCUCAACUAUGUCACAGAGGAGUUGGUGAAUCCCUACCAGAACCUCCCACGUGCCAUCUUCAUCUCUAUUCCACUUGUCACCUUUGUUUAUGUUUUUGCAAACAUUGCCUAUGUGACAGCCAUGUCCCCUCAGGAGCUACUGGCUUCCAAUGCCGUGGCUGUGACAUUUGGUGAAAAAUUGCUAGGUGUCAUGGCCUGGAUAAUGCCAAUAUCCGUCGCUCUUUCCACAUUUGGAGGAGUCAAUGGAUCUUUAUUUACCUCUUCCAGACUGUUUUUUGCUGGGGCAAGAGAAGGUCAUUUACCAAGUGUCUUGGCUAUGAUCCACAUCAAUCGAUGCACCCCAAUCCCAGCACUUCUCUUUACGUGCCUCUCCACUCUUCUCAUGUUGGUAACAAGUGACAUGUAUACUCUGAUCAAUUAUGUUGGUUUCAUCAACUACCUGUUCUAUGGUGUUACUGUGGCCGGGCAGAUUGUCUUGAGGUGGAAGAAGCCAGACAUCCCUCGGCCAAUUAAGGUUAACCUCAUAUUUCCAGUGAUCUACCUCCUCUUCUGGGCUUUUCUGCUAGUCUUCAGCUUGUGGUCUGAACCUGUCGUCUGUGGAAUAGGCCUGGCUAUCAUGCUUACUGGGGUCCCUGUGUACUUCCUUGGGGUCCAUUGGAAAAAUAAGCCCCAGUGCUUCAAUAACUUUGUUGAUGCAAUGACACGUGCUGGCCAGAAGCUGUGUGUGGUGGUUUAUCCUCAGAUGGACAGCAAAGAUGAAGAUGUCAGUGAGGAGACAAAAGAGCAGAGAGCUCCAAUAUAUAAGCCAGGGUCUGAAGCUGGGGAUUCUACUCAUGCCUGAGGUUCCCCCCCCCCCCCCCCCCCUCCACUGAGCAUUCACUCCAAUUCCACUGCCCCUAAAAACUUGUGCUGUCAGAACGACACUGUACAGCCAUGCAGAGAUAGAUGGAAUGUGUGUGUAUAUGUGAACUUGUUUGUGUGCGUGCACCACAGUGUGCUCAUACGCUAUGUUGGUUAAUAUAGUUCCUGUCUCUGUUGCCCUCAGGUAAUAGUGGUGUCCCAGGGUAAAAUCUCUCGGUUUGAAGUCAGUGCUAUGUAAUUGUCUGUUUUUGUUACCUGUACAGUCAGUCGUGCAUUGUUUCUCUGUAGCUCUAUCUCUGCUGUACUGUGGAACUGUUCAUUUUCACCACUACAAAACUAUUAGAUAUAAUAGUUUUCCUGAUGGGCAGCAGAAGGAAAUGCAACACUGCUCUGUCUGGUAACCUAGUGUCUAUGCACCUUAUGUGAGAGUACAUCUAAGUGAGUGUGCCUGUCAUGAUUCCCAGCAAACUUACAUUUAAGGCUUAAAGUGAUAGGUUGCUCCCCAUUAUGGGCCACAAUGGACUUUACAUAUGCCAGAUAAAGGUACCUGAAAAGCUUGUUGUCUUACCACCUGCACACUCUUUCCAUGACUCUGCUCAUUAGAACUGAACAUUUCAUAUGGCAUCACAAAAAUAACAUUCAGUGCUAAAUGAAGGUUUACAUCUGACAAUCAUGAGACCUGUCCAAUGGUGACUCCUUGAACGUUAUGCAGCUCACAUGUGAACUUUACAGCACAUACCUUUCCAAAGGUGCAACCUGCUACAAAGGAAGUCAGUGUUCUUCAACAUGGUCUCAGGGUCUUCUUUUCUGACUGUUCCAGGACACAUUGGUCCCAGUUUCAACUUAAAUCUGCGGUUAACCAUAACCCCUUGAGGGCAAUCCAGUCUUAUUGCGCAAAUGUCCUAUUUACACUCCUCCGGAAGCACUGGGUAAUUAUUUUUAUUUUCCAGCUGGUUUAAUUCUCCAGAAUACUCUUCGUGUUUUAUAAUAUAUAUUUUUUUUUAUUUAGGAUCUAUUGUCUCUGAAUGUAAUAAAAAUGGAUCUUGUGCCUUUUUUCGGUGA